Molecule: messenger RNA, 312 nt
Organism: Lactuca saligna
Lineage: Eukaryota; Viridiplantae; Streptophyta; Magnoliopsida; Asterales; Asteraceae
Source: the annotation of a GenBank genome assembly
AUGCUAAAGAGAGUUGAUCCUUCGAACCCAGUCUUGGUUUCUUACUUAGCAACCAUCAAUACUUCUGUGGAAACUGGGAUUCUUCUACCACAUAUAUCUGAAAAGAAGUCAAAGAAGUCGAAGACAACUGAUGUUGGGUAUUCGGAUACAAAAGUCAAGUCUUCAAAGAAAACGAAGCAGGUUCCUGUGAUUGAACCUAAGCCAAUUCAGCCAGAGUCGAUUAUUCCUGAUACCCAGGUCACUGAAAAGGAAGUCAUUCCUUCAAAGACUGGUGUAUUCAGACGAAUUAAGAUGAAGUCGAAGAGCAUGUGA